This is a messenger RNA of Psilocybe cubensis, 2811 nucleotides long. RefSeq lists its product as uncharacterized. Gene Ontology annotation, biological process: mitochondrial tRNA 3'-end processing. Lineage: Eukaryota; Fungi; Basidiomycota; Agaricomycetes; Agaricales; Agrocybaceae. The transcript has 13 exons. The coding region runs from base 1 to 2811 and encodes 936 amino acids. Gene Ontology annotation, molecular function: 3'-tRNA processing endoribonuclease activity. The record is from RefSeq and is a predicted model, not a curated record. Gene Ontology annotation, cellular component: mitochondrion.
AUGAACUGGUCUUCUUCUGUGCUCACUUCAGUCUCUUCUGACACCGAACCGUGUAUCAUCGUCACGUUUGAUAAUGCAAAGUACAUAUUCAAUACUAGCGAAAAUACGACCCGCGCCUUUCUCCAGACUGGUCGGAACUGGAAGCGGACGCGUGCGUUAUUCUAUACACAGGCUAGAAUAGAGAAGGUGGGCGGAUUUCCAGGUUUGCUUAUGACCUUUGCCGAUGCUACGAUCGAGAACCUCAAUGUGUUUGCACCACCCGGUUUCAACCAUAUAUUGGCUAGUAUGCGGUUCUAUACCUACAGAGACACCAUCAACAUCAAGUCUACUGAACUCCCCUGGGUACAAACGGCACCCUCUUCUUCUCCAAAGCCAUGUUAUACAGAUGACAAUCUGAAAGUUUACUCCAUUCCUGUCCUUCCUGAAGACUCGGCGAGUUCAUCUGAGAAAACUCGAUCAGUGAUCACUUCGGAAUCCACAGACUUGAUGGACUGUGAGACUUCCUCAGACGCGUCAGGAAAAAGGAAACGCGAACCGUCGCCUGACUUUCCUCACAAGAAACAUCACGUUGAAGACACAAAGCGAAACGCGCCAGGAAAAAUUCUGUACUCCGAUGCUUUAUGGAAGGCGAUGCAAAAGGAAGGGUUCAAACCAGAAUUUCUGACCGGAGAGCUGGCGGAUGAAUAUCGUUCUGCAAUCAUUCGUAGCAUGUUUCCCAAUACGCGACCGAAUUCACUAAAGACGGAGAAGAAACCCAAACCUCAGCAGGGCAAAAAGAAAGAUUCAAAGGACGCCAAUGUUGUUAGUGUUUCGCCUCAGGAAGAGGAGAAGGUCGAUAUAGAUGAUUACAAGCGGUCCACCAAGAUUUCUCCGCCGCCUGGGUUCAGGUUACAACUUCCCAAUCCUGAAUCUAACUUACGAUCAUCUACUAACCCUCCUGCAAUGUCCUAUAUACUUGUCGGCCCUCAAUAUCGUGGCAAAUUCAACGCCCAACGGGCCUUGGAAUUAGGCAUUCCCAAUGGGAAGCUAAGAAGUCAGCUAGCUCAGGGACAGACAGUUACGUUCGAAGUCAAGGAAGAAGAGGAAACUAUUAUCAAAACUGUGAGACCUGAAGAGGUUCUCGGUGUUGCAGAAAAAACAGCGGCGAUAGUCAUCCUGGAUGUGCCUUCGGUCGCCCAUAUAUCCUCUCUGAUAUCUUCUUUCCAGGAAUCCGACUUCUACCAGAAAUUUUGGGCCAAAGAUCCAGCAGUGUUCGAGACAACAGAGAGGGAAUAUAACAUGCGCGUGGUGUAUCACAUGUGUGGACCGGGUGUCCUUGAAGACAAGCGAUAUAAAGCUUUCAUGCACGGUUUCGGACCAAUAGCUCAUCAUAUCAUUGGUUCGAGGGAGCAUUGCGCUGAUCCAGUGACAUUUACCAGUGCUGCCCACAGCCAUUUACGUCUGAAAGCACUCGACGAAAAGAUAUUCCAUAUACCCAAAUACAACUUGACCCCGAAAAAGCCACUCUCAGAGGUAUCUGGCCUUCCGCCGAACGUGAUUGAAAUGAAAUCUACCCUUAAAAUCAACAUGAGGCCAUGGACACCUCCUGAGCCCGACCCCGAGGUCGUGAAAAGAGACAAGUUCCAUCCUAUAGUAACAGGCACCCUUCCACUAGAAUUUUCGCUUGCUUUGAAGGAAUCCAUCAAAGAGGUGAAGCAAAGUAUUGCCCAGGUUGAAGCGCAAAAGGACAAGAGUAUGAGUGGAGAACCCGGUGCCAAUGUGGGUGUCAUUACGCUGGGCACAGGUGGGUCGUUGCCUAGUAAAUACCGCAAUGUAUUGUCAACUCUCAUCACUGUACCUAAGUAUGGAAACAUUCUACUUGAUGCUGGAGAAGGUACUUGGGGACAAAUGGUUCGAAACUUCGGACUCGAGGACUCGACUUACAACGUCUGGCAAGCUCUGCGUGACCUCAAAUGCAUAUUCAUCAGCCACAUGCACGCGGACCAUCAUAUUGGUCUGGCGAACAUCCUCGCGAAAAGAAAGCUUCUUGAUCCACCACCUGACCAGCCACUCUACGUUGUUACCAUUCGUGGGGUACAUAUGUAUCUUCGUGAAAUGAACGCGGUACAAGACAUCGGACUGGACGAUCCAUCCGGGAACGGCGUCGUUCCAGUAUUGAGCGAAAGCGUGCACUACAACUCUCGAAAUGGGUACACCGGGCAAGGGAUAUGGCAUAUUGGAGGCGACGAGCCAUGGCUGGACUAUACAACGUCCGUGAAGAACGGAAAGAGAAUGCGAGCCUCGCUUGGAUUGGAAUCCUUCCAAACGGUAGAUGUGUUCCAUCGGUGCAGAUGUUUUGGCGUUGUCUUCCGCCACACAGAUGGUUGGAGCAUUGCGUUUUCUGCUGAUACUGCCCCUUCAGAAAGUUUAUGUCGCCGUGCUCGCAAAGUGACUGUGUUGAUUCACGAAGCAACAAUGGCAGAUGAAGAAGCUGAGUUGGCCAAGAAGAAAAACCACAGCACCAUUGGACAAGCUAUCGCGGAAGGGAAAAAGCUCGAUCUUAGGAUGGAUGCAAAAAACAUUGUCUUAACCCACUUCUCCGCCCGAUAUCCCAAGAUGCCACCGUAUCUCACUAAAAAUACACCGACGCCGUCAAACUUCGCCAUGCAGAACGCAAUUGUCCCUACCUUUGACCAUGUCAACCUGACCAUCGGUGAUAUGUGGAAAAUGCAGUUUUAUAUGCCCUCUGUGAACCACAACUUCAGCGAUACAUUUGAUCAGGAUGAGGACGACGACGUCGCAACACCAACGGGAAAUGUGUCUCUUGGUUAA